Messenger RNA from Dacryopinax primogenitus, 1460 nucleotides. RefSeq lists its product as uncharacterized. The transcript has 5 exons. Gene Ontology annotation, molecular function: phosphatidylcholine binding; choline-phosphate cytidylyltransferase activity. NCBI's taxonomy places the organism in Eukaryota, Fungi, Basidiomycota, Dacrymycetes, Dacrymycetales, Dacrymycetaceae. The record is from RefSeq and is a predicted model, not a curated record. Bases 89 to 1342 code for a protein of 417 amino acids. Gene Ontology annotation, cellular component: nuclear envelope. Gene Ontology annotation, biological process: CDP-choline pathway.
CCCCCAUACUCCUGCCAACAGCGAAAAGACUACCGCACUGACCGUAUUUACCUUUCACAGUAUCCUGCCGUAUUGCAGCUAUACCGACAUGUCCACAAUUGAGCAGCAAAGGAGAAGUCUACCGAACCGUUUGAGUCGUAAUUCUGCCAGUGUACGACACGCCCAUCUGCUUGGGCUCGAAACGCCGACUUAUGAUGCAUCAGAAGAGGACAACGACGAGACAAUGUCCGACAACGCCUCUGCGGUCUCCACCCCUGCGCCAUUGUCCCGCCCAACGACGCUCCCCCCUGCGCCACUUGCUCCUACUAUCACCCGCAUUGCUUCUCGUGGACGACACACCCACCCACGGGCAACCCUUGCUCUAGCACUAGAAGAGUCCGACUCGGGUGUCGACUCCCCCACGUACGAUGGCGACAUCGAGAGCACUACCCCUGGCGUAACCACUCCAUCGGGCCUUGGUUCAGGGCGAGGGAUGGGCUCGAAAGAGAGCGGCGGAUCCAGUCCCAUGUCUACACCGCCGGCUAGGCCCGUGCCACUGCCGCUGGUUAGCGUGGCUGAGGACGCGAUGGAUGUCGACACGGACCAUGGGUCGUACGAGGGCCCAGGGGCAGCGCGCAAACACACUGCCCCUGUGCCUGUGCGGCGCACAUCGGGCAAGAAGGACGAGAAGGAGAAAGAGGAGAAGGCGGGUGUUGCUGGGUUGACCCAAGAAGACAUAGAGCGGUUUGUCAUGGAUGCGAUCGAGGGGAACUCGGCGAGAACGUACAAGGUCAAUCCACCUCCUGAAGGACGUCCGAUUCGCAUAUAUGCCGAUGGUGUAUACGAUAUCUUCCAUUUCGGGCACGCAUUACAGCUUCGACAAGCGAAACUCUCCUUCCCGAAUGUAUAUCUUCUCGUUGGCGUGUGCAGCGAUGCGCUCGUGAAUCAGCACAAGUCCCCAGCUUGCAUGAAUCACGCAGAGCGGUGCGAGUCUGUACGUCAGUGCAAGUAUGUGGACGAGGUCGUGCCCGAUGCGCCUUGGGUAAUUAACGAUGCGUUUCUGGAGAAGCAUAUGAUCGACUACGUCGCCCAUGAUGAGGAGCCGUACAAGAGCCUGACACACGAUGAUGUAUACGCACACAUUAAGGAGAUCGGCAAAUUCCUUCCAACGCGGCGGACACCCGGAAUAUCCACCUCCGAGCUGCUUGAGCGGAUCGUCUCCCAAUACCGUAAAGGCAGGUUCGACCGCAAGCUCGAGAAGAUGGGCCAUGCGGAACUGAUGAUCGAGGGAAGCGACCUGGAUGAUGGGAAGCCGAAGCCAGGCUCCCGAAGUAGGACGAGGGGUGAUACAGGUGGCCAAUGACACAUCUUCACAAGGUUUUCAUCAGCGUGGCAGCGCACGAACGAGAAUAGCGCGUAAUGCCCUACGUAUUGUACUGUGUGACUUGGAACCGUGCUAAUGAACAGAAAUCUGAAGGUCC